GAACGUGGAGCGGUGGACGCACCCGAAGUUCUCCGCUGUCGUGAAUUGGCUUCCCAGCAUACCGCCACGUUCAUUGACGAGGCGUUGGCUCCGUAUUUUGGUAGUUUAAUUUCAUUUGUAAGGGACGCCGAGUCCCGGCAUGCACGAGGUGGGACCAGUUCGUCUUCGGCAAUGCUGUGGGAACCAGUUGACGGGAAAUCCGGAAGUAAUAUUAGAGCGGAAGAAACUCGAGUCACUCGAAUCAUCAAAGGGUUCAACAUUGAUUGGAAAAAUUCCAUAGAAAAGAUCCACGAAGAGAUUAUGACAGAGUUUGCAAAUUUCACAUUGGGAACUCAGAUAUUUCAAGUGAGUCUUCUGCGCUCCUCUUUGUAUGAUUGUUCACAUUUUUGUCUCUCCCGUGUGUUUACCAAAGGUGUCCACAUUUUCCUCAAUUUAGUUCUUGACGGUACCAUUCCGUCUGAGUUAAUUGCAGUUCGUACUUAUUUUGUGAUACCCGAAUGGAAUUGCGGACGAGGCUCGAUUUUUUCAUGCCUUAGUUACCCUAGCAACACCCCAUCCUAG
Messenger RNA from Echinostoma caproni, 561 nucleotides. NCBI's taxonomy places the organism in Eukaryota, Metazoa, Platyhelminthes, Trematoda, Plagiorchiida, Echinostomatidae. The record is from the annotation of a GenBank genome assembly.